Xiphophorus hellerii (green swordtail) is the source of this 1266-nucleotide messenger RNA. RefSeq names its product MAPK regulated corepressor interacting protein 2 (gene mcrip2). The record is from RefSeq and is a predicted model, not a curated record. Lineage: Eukaryota; Metazoa; Chordata; Actinopteri; Cyprinodontiformes; Poeciliidae. The coding region runs from base 446 to 880 and encodes 144 amino acids. The transcript has 5 exons.
CAGAGGAGCGGGCGUAUUGCAGUCAUCUUCGGAGCUGCAGCGGUGUACAGCAGACACAGUGUCCGGCUCAUAGAGUCACAGUUCCUCGGGCGUCAGAAAGCGUUCAUCCCUCCUCCCGUGCACAGUCCCCGGCAUCGUGGACCCGGGUUCUCCUUGAAUGACCUACACACCGCCCUAAAGAACGCGCAGUGGUCCCAUUGGCACCUGGACAGCAGCCGGUUCGGAGCGCUCUGCUGCAAAACACAGCAGCUGACGGAGCCAAGCAAAGCGAGUCCCAUGCAGGCUUCUGGCCGACCUCAGAGCGGCUGACCCGGGCGACAAAAACCGCAAAGCAGGACGCGCUGCGGCCGGAGGAGCGAGCUGGAAGUUUACGGGGAAGAGUUUAGAGGUGGUCACCGGGGAAGAGGCGCACUCUGAAGGGUUCAUUACUGCUUCCUGACAUCACAUGAUGUACACAAUCACCAGGGGUCCCAGCAAACUUGUUACACAACGGAGGACAGGUCCCACACAGCAGGUCGAGAGCAAGUUCAGCGACUUGAAGCUGAAGCCCACCUCUUGGCUCGCCUCAAACUCUCCGCCUCCGAAGAUCGUCUUCAAUCGGCUCAACGGGAAGCGCCACCACGGGACGGCCCCGCAGAAGAGCCAGAGCCCGGCCGCAGAGGGAUUCACCCCUGCGCACGAGGAGAACGUCAGAUUCGUCUACGAAGUAUGGCAGGAAGUGGAGCAGAAGCUGGAAGACCGAGGGGAGUCAGCUGACAGCAAGGGGCCAGUUCAGUAUGCAGAGAAGACCCCCGGCACUGUGAUGAAGAACUUUGUGCCUAUAGACCUGGAGGAGUGGUGGGCUCAGCGCUUCCUCGCCAACAUCGCCAACCUGUCGUAACCAUACGAAAAUGAAGCAAGCCCGCACCGGCGCCGACCGCGAGGUGACCGGAGACGAGCCCGUCUCCCUGGGGCCGCGGUGCUGUGUGUAUUUUUUUCGGAAUCUGAUUUUAAAGCACCGUGCUUUACGCUGCUGUAGAGGAACCUGGGUGUGCAAUAUAAACUUGUCCCCUCCAAUCCCUGAGCGGAGCAGCGGCGACCUGAAUGUGGACUCUUGACAGAACUGACCUCAUGUUGUGCUGCAUUAAGGGACACCUCUCUGUACUUGAACAAUGUAUGAGAAGCUGGGAGAUUUUUCUUGUCUUUAAACACGCACAGCUCUGGGUACGUUUUGGGUGUUUGGAUGUUAAGCUUGAAAAAGUAAAAAAAAAAAAAACAUUUUCAAAA